Messenger RNA from Necator americanus (New World hookworm), 744 nucleotides. RefSeq lists its product as uncharacterized. Lineage: Eukaryota; Metazoa; Nematoda; Chromadorea; Rhabditida; Ancylostomatidae. The coding region runs from base 1 to 744 and encodes 247 amino acids. The record is from RefSeq and is a predicted model, not a curated record. The transcript has a single exon.
AUGACCGGCUUGUUUGAACACCUCUAUGACUGCGCGAAGAAGGCUGAGAGUUUUGAAACAACCAAGAGACGCCUGUCUCUUGAAACUCUUAAGCUGAUACGCCAGCGUGGAGCAGCACGAACCGCAGGGAACCGAGAACUCACGUUCGAGCUCUCAAGGCUUUGCAGAGAGGCGAAAAAGGAAGAACUUAAAGAGAGAAGAGCAGGAGAGUGCUGGCUGAAGCUGCAGGGGGCGGAGAAAAGCAUCCGCUAUGCCCGUCGAGACUUCGCCAGUCGCAAGACGAGGAUGACUACUCUCCGCAACUCGAAGGGAUCAACCAUUGCAUCGAGAAGGGGGAUGGAGAAAAUCAUCUACGACUUCUACUCUCAUCUGUUCGGCAGCCAUGUCCACUUGCCUCCUCAUCAUCUGAGGGAAGACGGACAAGUCAUCCCAGAGGUUCUCCCGUCCGAAAUACGACAAGCUAUCAUGUCGGUAAGAAAUCGUACGGCACCCGGUCUUGACAGAAUAAGACCAGAACACCUGAAGAAACUUCCGCCAGUACUCAUCAACACCCUGGCGAGGCUCUUUACACGCUAUCUGUCGGAAUGCAAGGUUCCUAAACAGUGGAAGACCAGCAAGACCGUUUUGUUGUAUGAAAAGGAAGAUCCACAUGACAUCGGCAACUAUCGUCCAAUCAGCUUACUGUCCGUCAUCUACAAGCUCGUUACAAGAGUGAUCCUUAAUAGGAUUAAAAGUCUCGGAUGA